This is a messenger RNA of Penicillium manginii, 1521 nucleotides long. RefSeq lists its product as uncharacterized. NCBI's taxonomy places the organism in Eukaryota, Fungi, Ascomycota, Eurotiomycetes, Eurotiales, Aspergillaceae. The transcript has a single exon. The record is from RefSeq and is a predicted model, not a curated record. The coding region runs from base 1 to 1521 and encodes 506 amino acids.
AUGGCACCUGCGUUAGUUCAGUUAUGGAAAACACAAGCGAGUCUAGCGAAGCUCGUGCGGUAUUUGACGCAGGAUGAUCUCAAAGUAUGUCGCCUGGCCUGCCGAGAUCUCGCUGUAAUAUUAGCACCACUCCUCUUCGCAGAUACUACAAUUGUCUUUCGCAGUGGCACGUUGACUAGGCCAUCUCGUCUUGCAGUUCUCGGGCGGAUUGGGACACACAUCCACACCCUAACCUUUAAGAUGUCGCACACACCGGAGACCUUUUUACCUCCGGUGAUCAACUCGACCACGGGAAAGGAACAGACCUUCGUAUACAUGCCUCCGAGUCGCGAGAUGGCCCCAAAGAUUCCACGGUACGGAACCUGGGAAAUGACCGACCUGUUGGUGAAACAGUAUCCGCCCUUAUUCCACGCAGCAACCGAUGUCCAUGCAUUCGUGAGAGCACUGUCGUCGAUGCCGAACCUGCAACAUCUCCGCAUCAAUUGCGAGGGUCAACCACCCAGUCAUCGGUAUCGUCGUAGUAUCGUGGAUUAUGCGCUCAUAUCGUUGCGGAUGGCAGUCGAGCAGGCACCGUUGAGUCGACUCGAUAGGCUUUCUUUGAUCUCUAUUCAUCCAGCAGCAGUUCUGUACCUCCAGCCAACGAUGGGAUUCGGCGCAUCUCCUGCCUCGCGUAGGCGUUGGCACCAGAUACGCCAUUUGACCAUUCUCAUGACGAGUUUCUCCUACCAAGUUGGUCCCACGGAUCACUUGAAGCUCCUCCAUGCCUAUUUGCAAAGCUUCCCCACACUCCGUGUAUUGAGGUUUCAUUGGCAAGGCCAUAAGGGACUAUCGCCGAUCUCGCUGGCGACAGAACCAUGGCUUCAAAGGCGAUACAACAAACGAGCGGCUGUGUGUGGCAUUCCGAAAGCCAGAGUAUCCCUCAGGCCUUUGAGACUGCACACUCUCCAGGAGAUGGAGUUGGUCAAUGUGACUAUUGACGCAUCUCAAAUCGCUUCAUUCAUCCUCGAUCAUCGACAUUCCCUGCGCGAGUUCAAUCUUCAAGACGUCGCCUUGCGAACGGGAAGCUGGGACGAAGCACUGGCACCUUUAACUCAGCUCAGCGGGAGUGACCACUGGAAAGAGGCGCAGAAACACGAAAGCGCGUUUAACGUCCCCAUUGUCUUGAGCCCGGCUGGAGUCAGCCAGAAGCAAUUUCAAAGGGUUCUCCAAGCAGUCGAUCGACCAAGGGAUGGUUCGUGGGUUUUGGCAAGGACACGGGUGCGUGAUAAGGUCUUGGGGGGGAUCGGAUCCUAUGAAGCGGCUGCUACCGGUGUCAGUGCUAAGCUGGCGGUGACGUCGAGGGCACGCGAGAACUGUUGGGGCAAAGGAAAUUGGAAAUGGGGAUGUCGAUCCCUCGGAGGGAAAGGAUUUCAUGUGUAUCCGCACGGAAGAAGGAGAGUGUGGAGAAAGCGCGGAAUCACGGGGAGGCGGGCCUCGGUCAUGGGCGGAUCACAUGUGGGCAGCUUCAUCUACCAGCUAUAA